This is a messenger RNA of Mizuhopecten yessoensis (Yesso scallop), 3866 nucleotides long. RefSeq lists its product as uncharacterized. The transcript has 23 exons. The record is from RefSeq and is a predicted model, not a curated record. Lineage: Eukaryota; Metazoa; Mollusca; Bivalvia; Pectinida; Pectinidae. Gene Ontology annotation, molecular function: zinc ion binding; DNA-binding transcription factor activity. Bases 1 to 3543 code for a protein of 1180 amino acids.
AUGUUCAACUCUCUGAUUCAGCUGAAUAAUGCAAUCAGAGAGUUUGAAUUAAAUAACAAUUUCAAGUUUGUUGUUUUGAAGAAGGAAAAGGGAUUUGGCGACGAUGAAAAUACAUCGAUAAAUUCCAAGUCUCGGAUCCGAUAUGAGGAUUCUCAAAGCGACAUUCUUCCCCACAUUGAAUAUAAUGGAGUUCCAUUUAUCAUUGUGGGAAGAAAAGUCCUUGCAUGCCAUCAAGGAAAGGACCAGGAAAAAGGAAGAAAAGAAAAGAGACAGAAAGAAAUCCAAAACAAAGGAAAUAAAGACCACAACUUUGUCAAAAAGAGAUCCUUGAUUCAGCCAACCAAAAAGAAAAAUUGCCCAGCAAAAAUCAGGAUCAGGCAUGUUAUCAGAUUUCCAGACUUCAAGAUCGAUCUACCUUGUGUAUUGAUCCAGAUGUCAUUUUUUUUAUAUGUAUACUUCCUGGUUGGUGAGAUAUCAAAAUGCAUGUGCAAUAAAUUUUAUGAAAGAGAUGCAGUUUCUGGAAAAUUGAAGCAGAUUCUAGCAUCUGAGUCACAGCCAAACUUGAACAUGUUACACCAGUACUCUGUUUCCUUCCCCGUGCAAAAUGAGCAUGAAAAUCAUCUUUGUGGAGAAUCUGCCAGUAUGGUACAACCCCUAGAUGACCAGUUGAAAAAUCACUUGAGGACCAUGGUGUGGGAACAUAAUAUAUCAACUGGUCUUCAAAUGCGGAUUCUUUUGGAGGUUCACCUGAAGGAGACUCUUUUUAAGGGCGAGGAGAUUCCCACAAAGACCAACAAGAGGUUCUGGCCAUCAAAAAGGGAUUUACAAAACCACAUUGCCCUUGCUAUAAAAAAACAGAGAAAUAGCAAUUGCGACCAAGAAAUAGUAGCAGAAUUAGUUCAAAAAUGGAGAGGUGAAACCACAGACAGGUUCUUCUUGAGAAUUAAGGACAGAAGUGGUGAUCCUGAAGACUGUGAUGUUGAUAUUGGUGGUCUUGAAAACCUUGAUGAUGAUGAAGAAGUUGAUGACGAAGUGUUGCUGAGACGUGAUGUUGUGAAGCAGCUGUAUGGCAAGGAGAAGAGGUUCCUGUAUGUCCACCAGACAGAGUGGCAAUCCAGACUUCUCCUUAGAUAUGGCCAGGAAAUAUCCCUUCUUGAUGCCACAUAUCGGACCACACGCUAUUCUCUUCCUCUUUAUUUUCUCUGUGUACCAACAAAUAUUGGUUACAUUAAUGUAGCCACAUUCAUUACUGAGACAGAGAAUGGAGAUUCAAUUAAGGAGGCUCUCAACAUUCUGAAAGAGUGGAAUCAAAACUGGUCACCACAAUUUUUCAUGUGUGACUAUGCAGAGGAAGAGAUCAAUGCCUUGGAAAGUGUGUUCCCUGAUUCUUUUGUAUACCUCUGUGAUUUCCAUCGUGAGCAGAGCUGGGAUAGGUGGCUGAGUGCUUCUCACAAUGGGAUGACAACUCAGAAAGCUGAUGUUCUGAAGCUACUCAGAGGGAUUGCUAAAGCUAUGUCUGAAGAGGAAUUCCUUGCAUCCGUAACAAUUUUGAAGCAAAGUUCUGUGUGGGCCAAAAGCCAAAGACUACAAAACUGGCUAGGGAAGAAGUGGCUCAAGAGCUAUAAGCGAUGGGUGCGAGAUUUUCGACUGGAACGUUUCAAUGUAUCCAUUAACACCAAUAAUGGCAUUGAACGACAGAACUUGGCCUUAAAGUACGAGUACUUGGACAUGAAGAAGGCUCGGACCCUGAGUCAACUCCUAACCAUCUUGGUAAACAAGUACUUGCCAGAUGCCUACACCAGGUACAAAAGGAAAAACAUAGAGUCCUCCCAUUUGUACAGAAAGUACGAUGAGUCCAUUCCCGACUUUCUUCACAACCGACCAAAGUUUGUUGUACAACAUUGUUUGAAGAGAUGGCUGGAUGGGCAGAACAUACCCGAUAACUAUGUAGAUAAACUCAGCGACAAUGCGUUCCUGGUGAAGAGUUCUGCAGAAAGAGGACUAUUUUUUGAAGUCUGCCUUCAAACUUCAGACAACAGCCUCCCGUCAUGUCAGUGUAUGGACUGGAACAACUGGCAUUUGCCAUGUAAGCAUUUUAUGGCAGUGUUUUUCUAUCACCCAAGCACUGGAUGGAAUGCUUUGCCAGAUGCCUACAAAAGUAGUCCAUUCCUAACCUUGGAUGUGGAGACAUUUCCUUCACAAGGACUGACAACAGCUGAAGCUGACAUCAACUAUGACCAGGACGUCAUCAUGAUUGACAGUUCCUGUGAAGAAUUACCUCUUCCAAAAGCAGCGGUGUUGAAAAGGGCCAGGACACAUAUUUCUGGAAUUCUGGAAAUAAUCAAGGGAUUGGCAUACCAAGUCAAAGACGUUGAUGUCCUCAACAACACAGCCACCCAAUUGAUGGAUGUGAUGUCUUCUUUUAAGGCUGCGGCACCUCAGGAGGAUGGAAUUGUUGUUGAUAAAGAGUCCAACAUGUGUCAUAUUGCAACAACAAGACUGAAAAAGACACCAAGGUCACUCAAAUUAAGGAAAAGAAGAUUAGUGGCCUCCAAACGACAUGGUGUUGGUGCUGAAAAGAGAAGACAGUACCAUACACGGAAAGGUGUUGAAGAUCUGCUUGGGGUUUCAUGUGAAAACAUGAUAACUACUGAAGAAGGGGUUGACCUUUUGGCUGAAUUACACACUGAAGAUCCACCGUGUAAUGAAUCAACAACAAAGCCUACAAUGCUGCUUGAAAAAUUCAAAGGCUUUGUGUCAACUUUGACAGCAGCAACUCUUGAAAGAUAUACCAUGAGUGCAUCUUCACUUAGUUCCUGCGAUUUGAAUAUGUCAAACAGGAUUGGGGGUGUAGUCUUGUCAGAAUACUGUGAUUCUAGUAUGGAUACUGCAGAUCUUCUCAUGUCACUCCAAUCCGCACUGCCACCUACACAAUUACAGCUACCUGAUGAGGUCAUAUUCACCCUGGUCUGCCUCAUUCUGGAUCAAAUGGAACAAAACGGAGACAUACAAAUUUUUCAAGAAAAACACCCAAAGCAGCUGGAAAAGGAAAGUGCAGAAGCAUUUAGAGGUCUCAUUGAAUGCUUGAAAGAUAUGAAAUCUAAAGCACCAGUGCCACUCGAACCAGUAUCAGAACCAUCUAUGCAAGUAUCAGAACCUUCUGUGCCAGUUUCUGUGUCAGCUGUAGUUUCAUUUGGCCAUCAGGCAAAAAGAAAGAAAAAAAAUGUUACCUUCUCCAAAGAAGCUAUUCAAAAGAAAAGAAUUGUUAUCUCUGAGGACAAAACAUCUGCAUUUCCCGGUGGAGGAUUGCAGAAUCUUCCCGGACAAAAUUUGUGUUUUGCAGACUCCCUUCUACAAUGCUUAAGGCUCAAGGAUUUUCACAAGAUUUUACUGCAACACACAUGCUCUGAGCUGGGAUGUUUCAUUUGUCAACUUCGAAAUUUUAUUGAAGAAGGACCCCUGUCAACAGAAGUAUUAUGUGGAAAUAUGAAAGAAUUCUGGCCAGACUAUGCAGUGGGACAGCAGCAUGCAGGAUCCUCAUGAACUCUUGCAAAAGAUCAUUGGACAAAUUCAGAACAAGUGUUUUGGGGAUGGUAGUGGUGAAACAGCUGCCCAAGAUAUUUUCUAUGGACUUCAAAAGAGCACAGGUAUGGUAUGAAUAGCAUUCUUAAAUUUUAUGAAUUACAUGGUUCAUGAUGGUGUGGUAAACAAAUUUGCAGGUUUCUAGAGAUUCAUGUUGAUGAAAAAUAUAGGCAAGUUUUAUGGUGGCCAUCAUGAUCUCAUUGGGAAAUAUUCUGUACCCUUGUGUGAUAUGAAGGUGGACGUUUUUGACCCCUGAUGUUUUGUUGUCACUACCCCAAUUCUCA